Molecule: messenger RNA, 9892 nt
Organism: Phyllopteryx taeniolatus (common seadragon)
Lineage: Eukaryota; Metazoa; Chordata; Actinopteri; Syngnathiformes; Syngnathidae
Product: PH and SEC7 domain-containing protein 1-like
Exons: 21
Coding region: 851-5524 (1557 amino acids)
Biological process (GO): regulation of ARF protein signal transduction
Molecular function (GO): protein binding; phospholipid binding; guanyl-nucleotide exchange factor activity
Source: RefSeq, a predicted model, not a curated record
GGGAGUCACCGCGGAGACAGUCGAGAAGAACCGAAACGGGCGCAACGACUGUGCCGCGGAACUGAGCCGCAGGCCGACGGGCUGCUUCCGAGUCGGGAGCCGAGCCGAGCCGAGCCGAGCCGGGCCGAGCCGAGGUGAGGUGAGAGGGCGCCCGCACACCACUGCUGGAACUCCUUCCGGCCUUUGAGAACCGAUCACCGUUGUGCUCGAACGUGGAUGGGAGCUUUCCUUCCUGGCUUGCCGAAAAUGGGAUGAUGGCUUCCAAACAAAUGGAGCGUGAUACCACCGAUGGAAAAUCUGGUCAAAAUCCAGUAAAACGUGAUUGGUUUGGAUGGAGGGCCCGCCCAGUGAAAGGACACUUGCAGACUAUGUACAGGAAGUGAGCAGUGUGACAUCGCCAUUGGGGGCGUGGCCAGGGGCAUUCCAACGCAGGUGCGUUUAUCUUCCCGGAACGCCCGACAGUUACCACCCAGCCUGCCCAGCCCGCACCGCCACGCCGUUAAGCCGCUUUGUGCCAUCUGUCGGCAUCGCUCCUCACUGGCGAGCGACGCGAUUGGUCGGCAGAGGAAAAGAGGCGGGGUGAGGCUGAUUGAUAAAGGAGGAAGAGGCGGAGAUGAUCGUGCGCACAACAAGUUGGAGAAAGAAGCGCCUAUGUGUUACCACGGCAACGCAGAGGACAUGACAGCAGAGGACACACGGCUUGGCGAAAUGACAACAGAACAUUCCUGGCACUCCAGUCCCACCUCAGGCCCUCAUCCAAACCUCUAGCGAUUCAUUGUGGACCAGUAGGUCCAGGAACAUCAGAAAUAGGUCUUGAGAAAAAGGAGCUUGGGGCGUUUGAGUUGCCAAAAUGUCCCAAUCGGGUAAAGUGCUGCACCUGUAUGUUGAGGUGAGGUCUGCGGGUGAGGAAGAAGGAAGGGUUCCUGGGAUAGGAGAUAAUGAGAAGUGUCACCUGAUCCUUCAGUGCCCAGAUGUUCUCCCCCACUCUCAAAGGAGCUCAGUCCUCUCCAGCCCCAACCAAAGUCCGGAGCUUUCCCCGCGCACCCAGUGCAGAAUGCUGGGUGGGCGGCACAACUCGCCCCCCUCCAGCUGGUCCUCCAGGCACUCGGUCAGCCCUCAAGGCCAACAUUCGGACAGCGUGGAUUCCUCCACUUACUUCCACCAGGAGGACAUGUUACCCAACACUUUUGAAGACUUACUUCCGGUCCUCACAUGUACAGCCACCAGUCAGGGUCAUCAGUGUUCAGCAGCACUUACGCCGUCAUCGGACGUGUACCCCUAUCCAGGUCGGGAGCUUAGCCACCUUCCUCCGCCACCGUUUGGGCGCUUGACGGCACCUCCUACACCUACAUUCCACCGCCGUUCCUGUGAGAUGCAAGGGUCAGGCGGUCAGGAAAGGAAGACCUCUAUGGUGACCUUCGGGUAUAUUGAGAAAGCCAACGUUCAUAUGAUGGGCGGCAGUCGUCCUUCUCUGUGCCGAAAUGACUCCAGACGGGACGAGCAGUUCCUGCCCGCCCACCUCAGGAAGAGACUAAGUGACCCCUUAGGAUCCAGUGGUCAGGUCAGACAGGCUGAACCCUGCCCCAUUCACCAUCGCCCUUCUACCAAUCACGGCUCUCCUUUCCUGCACAGAGAUGUAGUAGCGAGAGAUGCCACCUACCGGGCCUUGGAGGAGUUUGGCUCUCCAGAACUGAGGCGUCGCUUUGGAGGUCGCAGCCCGACUCUGCCACAAAACCACGGGUCGCCGAACUGCCGCUCGUGGGCGGGGUCACCCGUCCUGCCCCGCAGUACCCUCACAUUACCAUCCAACACUCAGCUCAGAGACCUCGACAGGGGAGUCUGUCAGAACUCCACGGACGGAUUGCCGAGAAGCCCCGGGUUCGAUCAGCUGUGUGCCCAGACUGGGUUCUCCUCCCACACAGCAGCGCAGAUGCCAGAGCGUCAUUGUCACAGCCUCCUUCAAAUCCAGCAGUCAUCCUGGUUGGGGCACAAUAGUCCCAGACUUUCCAGCAGAUUUCAUUCUCCUUCACGUGGUGGACGGCCCACAGAUAUUCAGCAUGACGUCUCAAGCUGCAGAGCCGGUCAUGUGACCAGCUCUGCUAAUGGUGCGAAAACCUCCUCCUCAUUUUCCAAUGCCGACAUUUUUCUGGGACGACGAACUCCCUCUCCGGCACCUUCCCGAACUGAGUCUUUGAGGUCACUCAGUCCAAGUAUUGGAGAAUCAUUGCUUAGAAAAUCCCAACUACAUUCCGGUUUUAGUGAGGAUCUCCCCCCAGAGCUACUGCAGGAGAACAAAGUGAACCCAAGAUGGAAACCAGAGAAAUCCAAACCUCAACUACGGUCAGAAAGUGUCUCACCUGUCUUGACCAGAAAAGGACUCUGCUCACCUGCGACUUCUCAUUCACCGGUCUUAACACCGCGCCACAAGCAGAGUUCAAACGCCAGUCGGCACAUGUCCCACCUACACCCUCACCUCCAGCCAGCACACUCUACUGGAGACUACAGACCUUCAUGCUUGGAGGCCAGGUACCAUGAUCGCUCACACAGCCCUGAACUCUCCAGUAGACUCCACUCCUGCCAAACAUCUGCGGCUUCACCCUCCUCACAGCAGGAGCUCAGGAGGACCAGUCCUGUCCAAGACAGACUAGAAUUCUGUAAGGAGAAGUCCAGACGCUUUGCUUCAAGACCCAAAGAGGAGAGUUUCAGCAAGCAAGCAGAAGACAAGGCAAGACGGGAUCAAUGCAGACUGGUUGGGGGUUUGUCCUGCACUCAGCAAGCGGACGUUCAGGAUCUCAGCAAGAUUGGUGGGACGUCCUCUCGGAGCUCCAGUGGGGUGACGGGAAGCUCAGGAGAAGGAAAUGCGUCUCCUGAAACCUGGAGCCAGUCCAGCUGCAAUGUGGGCUCCGGGGUCCAGCCAGGCGGAAGUUCAGCCGUGAGUCCGUCUUCGAGGUCGCAGAAAAUUGCCCAAGCCAAGUGGGACUUCUUGUUUGGAGCUGAGAAACAGGAAGGCCACAGCGAUAAAGACGCUUCGCCGCCCACUGUUAACUCGCUGAGCCCCACCCCUGCCAAGUCAGCCAAUCAGAGACGGGGUGGGAGGGCUGUACGGGGUCAAAGGUCAUUGCAUCACCACAAGGUCCAUCAGUUCGAGGUGGAGCUGCUCACCUCCGACCCUGGAGGCUCCGCACCCAAGACGGGUGUGGUCCGGCGCAGCGUCAAAUACUCGGAGACGGACCUGGACCACGUACCGAUGCGCUGCUACCGGGAAACUGACCUAGACGAGGUGAUGCGGGCGGAGGUUGCCGAGGAGGAUCCUGGCAACGCUUCGCCGAGCUCGCGUUCUGGUGAGGGAGGGAUGGCAUCGGAGGAGGAGGAGGAAGAAGAAGAGGAGGAGGACGGUGCGGCGAGCCGGCCUAGCGCGCUCAUGUGGGGAGACCGCCGCAGGCACAAGGCCGCCUCCCACCACGACAACAGCGUCAGUCUACUGCUGAAGGGGACGUCGGAGGUGAAAGGUCCCUCGGCCGAGGCGGGCGUCCCCCGGCGGCCGUCCGACAGCCACCUGGACUCUUUCAGUCGCCAAUUUGAAAGCAUCAUGGAAGGUCACCGGACCAAAGGAACCUCCUACAGCAGCCUGGACAGCGUCGAUCUUCUCACCUCGGGAUCCACGUCCGUCUUCACCUUUGACCUGCCCACGCUUACCCCCGAGGUCCAGAGCCAGAUCUGCGAGAGCGCCAAGAACAUCAUCCAGCUGAGCUUCGCCCCUCUGUCCCGCCCGGGCGCGCCCGCCCCCUCGCAGGUAUCCCGCUCGGAAAUCUCCCCGCAAGGAGGCUCCGAGGGCGACCGCUCCGCGCCGGUCCGGACCGGAUCGGGGAAGGGGCCGGGGCGGCGCUCGAUCCUCAAAGACGGCUUCCGCAAAGUCAGCUCGGCGCCGUUGCUGCGCGGCGCUCCGAGGGACGGCACGGUCAACCGCCCCCCCGAGCUGCUCUACCCGCAGGCCGACGUGGCGGAGCGACUGGCGCGCGCCGACCGCGGCGACGACGAGGACGUGCCGGUCGUCGCCGCCGAGGCCGACCCGCAGGCCGCCAAACGCCUCGCCGAACGUCUCCAUCAGCUGCACGGAUUCACGAAGUCUGACGUGGCGCCGCACCUCAGCAAGAACAACGAGUUCAGUCGGAUGGCGGCAGAAGAAUAUCUCAGCAAGUUUGACUUCACCGGCCUCCCCGUCGACCGAGCGCUCAGAACCUUCCUCGGCAAGCUCACGUUGGUGGGAGAAAGUCAGGAGCGAGAGCGAGUCCUCGCUCACUUUUCCAGAAGAUACGUGCGCUGUAACCCCAACAGCCAAGCUGCCGAAGACGGCGUCCACACGCUGACUUGUGCGCUGAUGCUGUUGAAUGUUGAUCUCCAUGGAAACAAUGUCGGGAAGAAGAUGUCCUGCGGCCAGUUCAUCUCCAACCUUGAAGGCCUCAAUGAUGGAAAAGACUUUCCCAAAGAUAUGCUGAAGAUGUUGUACACGUCCAUCAGGAACGACAAACUCCAGUGGCCCAUUGACGAGGAGGAGGAGUUCAGGACGUCUACAUCGGCAUUGGCCGAUGGCCGAACAGACUCCGCCUCCUACACCAUGAAGCGAGCGGGGAUCGGCCGCAACCGCCUGGCGGGCGACGGCGAUCUAUACAAGAGCGGAUUCCUGGUGCGCAAAGUCCACGCCGACGCCGAUGGGAAGAAAACGGCGCGCGGCAAGCGAGGCUGGAAGUCGUUCUACGCCACGUUGAAGGGUCGCGUGCUGUACCUGCAGAAGGACGAGUACGGCGCGGAGCGUCCGCUGACGGAGGACGACGUGAAGAACGCCGUGUCGGUGCAUCACGCGCUGGCCAUGAGGGCCGCCGACUACGCGAAGCGGCCCAACGUCUUCUACCUGCGCACCGCCGACUGGAGGGUCUUCCUCAUGCAGGCGCCGUCGAGCGACGACAUGCGCUCGUGGAUCACACGCAUCAACGUGGUGGCGGCCACCUUCUCGGCCCCGCCCUUCCCGGCCGCCGUCGGCUCUCAGAAGCGCUUCAGUCGCCCCCUGCUGCCGGGAUCCGGAACCAAACUGUCGCAGGAAGAGCAGGCCGCCUCUCACGAGGCUCGCUUCCGGGCGGCGUCCUCCGAGUUGGACGAGCUGGUCGGCGGCGCGGCGGAACGCAAGGUCAAAGGUCGCGAGCCGGACGAGCAGAAAGCGCGACGCGAGUACCUGGAGUUCGAGAAAACGCGUUACGGCACGUACGCCAUGCUGCUGCGUGCCAAGAUGUCCGCCGGCGAGGAGGACUCGGCCGCCUUCGAGGCGCGACUCUUCGAGGGCGACGGCGGCCCGCGGAGGGCGCGCUCCGGCCCCUCGCCGCCACGGGAAGCGGACGGCGAGGAGAAGACGCGCGUCGGCAAAGGUUUAAAGGUCGCCUCCUCGCGUCUGCUCUGCGACGGCGCCGCCAAACGAGGAGGAGGAGGAGAGAAGAAGAAGAACUCUCCGUCCGGACAGGAAGUGGCGCCGUGAGCACAGCAUCACGGGAAAAAGGAGGCGUGGCAGACUUUGACGCCAGCACUUUUAGGUACUCUCUCUUCUUUCUCAAAUCUCCUCAUCUGACACUGUUGCCACGGCAACAUGGCCACAGCGCGUGGGACUGUAGUCACGGCGACGGGAGAAUUCCUCUCUGUCACGAGGCCCAAAAUAAUCGAGGACACAAAGGCAACAUGGGAUCAUGACAUGCGUGUUGGCGGACGCUUUUCUCGAUCAUCUUCGUACAAAGUUGAAAGUCAUCAAUAUUUAUUUCCAUCAUGAAAUGUCGAUCGAAAAUCUGUCGUUUGUCAUCUUAACGGACGACCGGAGAAGAACGAAACGUGCUUUUUCUCCACCAGCGCAAAAGAGUUUUUUUGUUUUGGACUCUCCGAGCUUGUGAGUGACAUCACAGCGCCUUGUCACCACGACGGGACCGCCGCGUUUCCCGCCGCUCACUGAUUGGCCGCGGGCGGCUGCUCGUCUUCUAUUGGCUGACUGCUGAAGCCGCUGUCCACCGUCGAUUCUGAUUGGACCAAAGAAAACAAGCACACUUAAUAAUGCUAGAAAUAUGAAUUAAGGACAUCCCGAUGCAACCUUUUCACUUCCGACCCGAUACCGAUAUCGCUGCCUCGAAUUUUGGUCGAUACCGAUUUCGAUCUGAUCCGAUAUCGCCAAUAAUCAGACAUACUUGACUUUUUUGCAGUAUGGAAUGUUAGAAACGGCGGUUAGAGCGUCCGCCUCACAGUACUGAGGACCCGGGUUCGAUCCCCGGCCCCGCCUGUGUGGAGUUUGCGUGUCCUCCCCGUGCCUGCGCGGCUUUUCUCCGGGCGCUCCGCUUUCCUCCCACGUCCCCAAAACGUGCGUGCUCGUUUGAUUGAAGACUCUAAAUUGCCCGUAGGUGCGAAUGGUUGUUUGUUUGUAUGUGUGCCCUGCGAUUGGCUGGCGACCGGUUCAGGGCGGACCCCGCCUGCUGCCCGAAGAUAGCCGGGAUGGGCUCCGGCACGCCCGCGAGCCGCGUGAGGGGGAAGCGCAUCAGAAAAUGGAUGCAUGGAUGGAAUGUUAGAACAACAACAACAACAACAGUCGGCAGCGGUCGGGAUGAGGAAAACUGACCCGUUGAUUCUUAGCCAAUGAAGUAACUUUCAAAAUAAUUGAAUUUGUCGGCGCGUUUCCACGGGGCCUGCCGGAGCGCUCGACAGGACGCGCCCCCGCUGCCAUCUGAUUGGCUGCAGCAUCGGGCCGGGACGUUAGCGAAGCGACUCGAUUGUUUUGAGUUUGUCGUCUCCUUCUCGCCCGCUUGCAUGCAGCAGCCAAUCAGAUUGCAGCAAGGCAUGGGAUUCACAAUAACGCCUAGCUAACUGCGAGCGCGUUCCGUAGCCCAGCUACACGUCGGAUAGUGCCUUUUGUCACCUAGCGCGUUGUUCACCUUGUCUGAGUUUGUCUUGCGGCGCGAGCGCGUCGUCGGGAUGGAGGCGGCGCAGCAGGCGCACGCCGUCGUCGACGCCCAACGACGCCAGCGCCUCCAGGACGUCUUCGGCGGGACCUCCGCACAGCUACACGCGCACGCAUUCACACACGCAUAAACACAGUGACAUCAUCAUCAAUAAUAAUAAUAAUAGAUGAAGUUGAUGAGGGUGACGGCGCCGAUGUUUGCGGCUAAAGUGGGCGUGUCCUGACCUGGUAGUGUUGCAGGAGGCUGUAGUAGGGGGAGGGGCUGUCGCGGUAGAAGCUGGCCAGCGUUGUCAUUCCCAGUUUGUCGGCCAUCUUAUCCCACGGAACGCCGGCGUCGCGGACAACCUCCACCAGGUGGCCCAGCGUGUCCGCGUCCACGCGCCAACGCGGCUCGCCGCCUGCCGCGCCGCCUGCCGCAAAAAGUCACACGACGACAUGACGAUGUCGCAUGACGACACGCGGCGACGCCUAAUAAUAAUAAUGAUGAUAACGCAUCGCACUUUUAUAGCGCUUUUUCUGACACUGUACGAUGUUUCACAAUUUUGUUCAACCACUCCACAGUCGCACGUGCUGGCGGCCAGCGACGCGUGUAGCCACAGUUGCCCCGCAGGGGGCAGUCUGACGGAAUCGGGGCCGCCGACGUCCGACCUCCUUCAUUCGCGGGCACCGCGACGACACACGCUACCCGCCGACAUUCCGGUUGCGGGGCGUACACUUGCCCUCUGCGCCACGGCGUUCGCACAUGACGUGACAACACGUGACAUGCACGCACGCACACUCAUAGACACGCGAGCCGUAGCGACGGGUAAACGACGUGAGCCUGGGACAAACCUCGUUUGCCUUGGAUCUUGUCAGUCACGUGACGAGCGGUCGGCGACGUCAGCAGCUUCCUGACCUAUCGCGUCACACAAACGCGCUUUUACUUUCAAGGCGGCGGCGACGUCAGCCGCGCUUUUGCUUUCAAGGCGGUCGGUCGGUCGGGUACCUUGUGACAUUUGGCCAGGUCCAGCGCCGUGUGCCCGCUCACUCGUCUCUUCCGGCUGCCGACUGGCCGCGCCGUAGCCCCCGCCUCCUCCUCGUCGUCGUCGGAGGAGGAGCUUAAGACCAGCGGCUCGUCGUUUUCCAUGUAUUUGUCCGCACCUGAAGGCAACACGGCGCCCAUCAAUCACUCGCUCUUUGCGUGCGUGUGUGCCCAAUGUGUGCGUGCGUACCGGCGGCAAGCAGCACGGAGCAGAGCGUGUGCGCGUGUGCGGCGGCGGCCAGAUGAAGCGGCGUGUUUCCUCCGAACGUGCGAGCGUUCACGUCCGCCUUCAACUGCAAAAGACAAAAGAGAGUGGCGACUCCAAUUGCUUCAUUGGAAACAGCGGCGCCGUUUCCCGAGGCACGGACUCGGAUGCCCGGACGACGUCGCGUCGGGAAACAACGGAAAGACGAACAACGGAUAUGUCGAACGGAAGCGCCCAUUUCUUUCUUUGUGACCUUACGAUGCACUCCGCGAAGGUGAAGGCAACUUAGAAAGCUUGAAAUACCGGAGCGGGUUAGACGAUUUGACUUUCCGGCGUCAUAAAAAAACGAAGGCGCCGAUCGGCCGAAGACGAGAUCCGCGCAUCGCCGAUCCGCUGCUAUUCCUUACGGUCCCCGCAUAAUACUUUGCUGAAAUUGAAUUUGUCCAACUGAAGGAGAAAAUAUAUCAUUUGAAUUGUCAUUGCGGAUAAAAAAACCUUACAUUCACUUUCAGGUUGAACUCAUCAAUUCUAUUUCCAAUGAUACGAUUCCGAUUCAAAUGAAACAAUACAAGCGAGAAAAUGGCAAAAAGGCCCAAUUAAACGCAGCCAAGACAAAAUGUCCCAAAUGUGGCAGCGAAAGGCCAACGGCCCAUUGCUCCGAACUGAAAACAUCGUUUUCAAUCGUUUGAAUUUUCCUGAUUUUGUGGGUGGGGCUAAAGCACAGCCCCAUGACAUCACGACUUAGAGAGAGUGCGGGGAGUACAAAGCGACGUGGUUUGGUUUGGUUUGGUUUGGCUGCGCUUCUCAGUCGUGCCUCGGCGGUGCUCAGCUUGCAUAACAAGGUUAGCAAGCUAACGAUGGCCGCACCCCGAAAAUGCCCCAAUUUAUAGAACAGCUCGCUAACGUUAUUGCAGCUCCCAAAGGAGGAGGAGGAGACAACAAAAGAGACGCAUUGACUUUUUGGACAUCAACUUUGCAGUGCGGAUAGUUUUGUCAACCGUCACCAGCGGCGGCAACACGGCCCCGUGGGUAACUUGAUACCCGUGAACGGGGCGGAGCCGAGCGUCUAACGACCCGGGCUUCCUCCUACCGUGCCGCGUUCGGCGGCCGUGACAUUAUGUUGAGCCGUUUGCUUAUUUUUAUGAUUGUGGUCCACAAUGAGCGUUCUGUUUUGAAGUCGAGCCUCCUAACGCGAUUUGACGCCAUGUAAGCCGUCACCCCGUCAGUAUGUUUGCUUCCUUUUGCCGCACCCGUUCGAUGCGCCCGCGGCAUCUUGAGAGCUGAGAUUCCAACUUUAAAGCCCGAUUUGUUGUAUCGACUCAAAUUUGGCAGACUCGCUGACAUUACUCGUCUCUGUGGUCUGUCGAAUUUACACGGCAUUUUUUGGGGCCUGCCACUUUAAGAAAAGAAAUAGUUGAUUAUCCAAAAGGUCUUUAAUUAUUCAGUCAAAUAGCUUCUUUUUUCUUGUGUAUUCAUUUCCCUGGGGAACAGCAGUUUUGCUGACAGCUAUUUUGAACUCAAAACUCUGUUUUUCUCUAUCACGUCAAGUUUUUGAACAAUAGAUCCCCGUGUUCCGAAAAAUGUAUGUAAACAGAUAUGUACUUAUUUUAUCCAACUUUUCAAAUAUUGACAGGCAUGAAACAAUCAAUCAAUAAACAGGCAUGACCGCAAUGUUUAUUUCACACUA